UCCGGGAAGGAGCGCGGGAACUGCGAAGCGGAGGCUGCGCCCUGGGGAGGCCUCGCGCGGGUGGUGCGGCGCCCCGUGCUCCUCGGGCUGCUUCCCGCGAGCGUCCGGCCCUCGCCGCCGGCCCAGCCCGAGAGCCUCGCAGCCCGCCCCGGCCCAGGUGAUUUCACGUAGAGAGUGAACAUACACAAAGAAGAGAAGGUGACCAAGGACUGAGCCUCGGAAAACUCCGUGUCUGUGUCUUUUUCUCCUCCUCCUAUAAGGACACCAGUCAUGUUGGACUAGGUCCCACCUAAUAACCUCAUUUUAACCUAACUACCUCUUUAAAGACCCCAUCUCCAAAUACAGUCACAUUCUGAGGCCUGGAUGAAUGAAAAAUUUGCCCCUGAGCUGCUGGAAAACAAGUCUGAAAUCGUAGAAUGUGUCAUGGAGCAGCUGGAGCACAUGGAAGAAAAUCUCAGGAGGGCCAAGAAGGGGGACCUGAAGGUCAGCAUCCACCAGAUGGAGAUGGAGAGGAUCCGCUUCGUCCUGAGCAGCUACCUGCGGUGUCGGCUCAUGAAGAUAGAGAAGUUUUUCCCACACAUCCUUGAAAAGGAGAGAACACGCCGUGAGGGGGAGCCUUCCAGCCUCUCUCCAGAGGAGCUUGCCUUUGCCAGAGAGUGCAUGGCUAACACGGAGACCUACCUGAAGAAAGUGGCCUUGAGGCACAUGCCUCCGAACUUACAGAAGGUGGACCUCUUGAGGGCAGUUCCCAAACCAGACCUGGAUUCAUAUGUGUUUCUGAGGGUGAAGGAGCGACAAGAGAACAUACUGGUAGAACCGGAAACAGAUGAGCAGAGGGACUACGUGAUCGACCUGGACGAGGGCUCGCAGCACCUGAUCCGAUACAAAACCAUCGCGCCCCUGGUGGCUUCUGGAGCCGUACAGCUAAUUUAAAACGGGAGGCAACUAACCACGAAUGAGGACAAGGAACGCGUAUCCCCUGGUCCGCAAGGACACUUGACUUUUCUCACUGGGUGUUGAGAUCCGCUCGGAGCGGCUCCCUCACGUGCCGCGCGUCCCAGCGCUCUGCCUUUCCAGCCAGAGUCAGCAGACGGACCGUCUCUGCCGAUCCUGCGGCCGGGCAGGGACACGGAGACACCCUUCGUGGUGGCGUUCGGGCCGAGGUAGUUCACAGAAAGACAUCGCUGCCUGUGACGGGGGGACUCGUGGGCCCCGACCCGGCAGUGGCAGGAGUGCUCGCUCAGCCCUCCUGGUAGGAGGAGUGUAAAUAGAUUAAACCUUGUGGCCGCCCUCCGCGGCAUGCCCGUGCCUUGUGUGAACUCAGCUUCUGGAACCUCUGCUCUCGGACGUGCAGCCGGCUCUGUCCUGCCUCACUGAGCAUCACAGCUAGGCCAGUAACUAUCAUUAGGUCUUGGUUUCGUGGCAGGAGGAGCCGGUGGGCAGUUCCCACGUGCUGUCUAGAGAGGUGAGUCCUGCCCGCGGCAACCCUGCAGCCACCCCGCCUCCCAGGCCAGCCUGCGGGCCACCUGCCGGCCUUGCCCGGGGCCCUCGCUGCCACCUCCGCAGCAGCCGGUCCUCGUUAGGCUCUUCACUUUCUCAAGGGAAACGGAUGAAAUUAAACUCAGUGAGUGGACAGUGUCCCAGUGACACCCGAGGAGGGAUGUACAGAUGUGAGUCGUCUUCCCUUGAAACGUACAGAGCAGCUGCCUUCCGGUCUUUCUUGCUCCAUGAAAAGGCAGGUUUUCGUCUAUACGAUGCAGGCUUUUAGAGUAAUCAGUGUGAUGUUGCUGUCAUGUCCAAGAGAAAUCGCUAACUGAAAGUGAGGAAGGUUUUGUUCAUUAAUAAAAGCAUUUCA
Molecule: messenger RNA, 1855 nt
Organism: Hippopotamus amphibius kiboko
Lineage: Eukaryota; Metazoa; Chordata; Mammalia; Artiodactyla; Hippopotamidae
Gene: GINS4
Product: GINS complex subunit 4
Exons: 8
Coding region: 364-933 (189 amino acids)
Biological process (GO): double-strand break repair via break-induced replication; DNA-templated DNA replication
Cellular component (GO): GINS complex
Source: RefSeq, a predicted model, not a curated record